This is a messenger RNA of Myripristis murdjan (pinecone soldierfish), 4255 nucleotides long. RefSeq names its product calmodulin-lysine N-methyltransferase (gene camkmt). Lineage: Eukaryota; Metazoa; Chordata; Actinopteri; Holocentriformes; Holocentridae. The record is from RefSeq and is a predicted model, not a curated record. Gene Ontology annotation, cellular component: cytoplasm. Gene Ontology annotation, molecular function: calmodulin-lysine N-methyltransferase activity. Bases 216 to 1238 code for a protein of 340 amino acids. The transcript has 11 exons.
UAGCGUGCACCCAUUGUGGGGGGGUAACAGGUGAUUGCAGUCCACCUCUAUGAAGAUUUCAGCACUAGUGUGGAGCACAGCAAGCCAUAUUUUUUUUUGUAUCGCCCUAUUUCUACCGCUAAAACACACGGUACACUGUGACAGGUUUGGGACCAGUAAUUUUGUUUACUUUUUCAUUUUUUUUUUUUUUUUUGCCAAAGCGUUCGAGGAUAAAAAUGGAGGGGGAAUUGACAGGGAGUGAAGAAACGAGCGAGCCAGCCUGCCCGCCUUUGCUGGGAAAUGUCAAGAAAGACACAGGUGCCGCUAAUAAUCACCGCUCUCCGCGUGCUGCGACAUCUGGCACUGAUGUGGCUCGUGCGCGGUGGACUCUACUGCGGCAGGUGUUGCGUCAGAAGCAGGUGGACAGUCUGGAGGUCAAGCAGGUGUCUGUGCGCAGGUUUGCCACCUUUGACCUUUUUAUGAGAAAAAGGGUUAUGAGUCCAGAACCUGGUGACAACGCAGGUGACCGCUGGGUGGAGUACAGAAGUAUCGCCUUUCCAGAGUACAGUGCCUUACUAAGGGAUAACCUGGGGCCUCUCAGAGUGGAUGAAGUGCUCAAUAGUUUUGACAACACCGGAAAUGUUUGUGUCUGGCCAUCUGAAGAGGUGAUGGCUCAUUACUGCCUGAAAAAGCGUCACAUGUUCAAGGGUGCUGUGUGUGAGUUAGGAGGAGGUAUGACCUGUCUUGCAGGGCUCAUGGUUGCCAUUUGUGCUGACGUGAAGGAAGUUCUGCUAUCAGAUGGGAACGAGAAGGCCAUUCAGAAUGUGCGAGGGGUGAUCAACAGAAACAGACAAGCUGGAGUGUUUGGGGCCACAGAUGUGUCAAGCAGGGUGGUGAGGUGGGACUGUGAGUCGGACAUUUUGGCUCUGGAGGGACAUUUUGACAUCAUCAUGUGCGCCGACUGUUUGUUUCUCGACCAGUACAGAGCCAGCCUGGUUGAUGCUCUAAGGAGAUUACUGCGACCCAAUGGCAUGGCGUUGGUGUUUGCCCCUCUGCGAGGGGAGACCCUGGGCUUGUUCUGCCAGCUCGCCCAGCAGGCUGGCCUCUGUGUCCAUCAGCACCAGCAGUAUGACACUCAGGUCUGGGACGUGCACUUAAAGAUGCAGAGCGAGGGGAAGGAAGCGUACGAUGAGAAUAUCCACUACCCUCUCCUCCUCACUCUGACCAGUGGACCUCAGCCUGCCAGCCACACUCAGUAAACCCAAACAAGUGCGCCCUCGGCUCUUCACAACACCACUCCAGAUGCCCUCAGACAGUGAAGGUUCAUGCAAUUGAACAAGUGUCAACAAGUUGAUCCACAAGCGAUCUGAGUGAGAAUAGAAAGCAGUAGAGUCUUGUUCAUUCAGUUAAAUUGGUGCAGAGAGCAAAUCAGUCGAUAAUGUGCAAAUAUAUAUAUUUUUUUGAUGCUAUUUCUACUUUGUUACCAGCUUCUGAAAGCAUUUAGUCUCAUAUCAUGCAAAGCAGUUUUGAAUGUUUGAGCCUGCAUGGUGUGGAGGUAAACUAACUUUUAGUGAGAUAUAACCAGUGAGAAUAAACCAGAUUCUACUGUAUCUGAAGGCCAAGAAAAGAGAGGAAGCGGUACUCUAAUCUGGUAUUGAUAAUUUUUCCCAUACCAAACAGCCUAUUUUCAAUCUGUCUUGAAGGGUACAACUCUCAAAACUAUUAGUCAGUCAAGUCGGCCCUGUAAUCAGUUGGUCAGUCAUUCUAGUAGCUUGUCAGGGACAUCCAACAGUUACUUAAGCACUCUAAUCAUUCAUCACUUUAGGCUAUGUCCUCACUAAGCCGGAUAGAUUUGAAAACAUUGUUUUGGUGUGCCAUCCACACUAGAUCACAAUAGCAUUUUCAGACCAUUUUUCAAAGCCUCGCCAUCCACAUUAAAACACCUCAAAAAUGCUUAAAGUCCCCUGUCAAGCAUGCACAGGCCUACAUGUAUGUCCUGCACAUGCUCAGUACCAGACUACAGCCUAGAUCUCAUGACAGUCCAAUGAAAGAGUUUUCAGAAAGCUGUUUUCCCCUUUUACACUCUAACAUCAAUGCUUUAAAAUGUAAACACGUUUAAACACAGCACAGCAACCAAAGGCAGGCAAGGGAAAUGGAUGGAAGGAUGGCUGGAAAAAGAUUUUUCAAAUGUAUGGGAUUUAGUGUUGACAUAGUCACCCAAUCAGCCGUUCACUGACUUAGUGUUAAUCAGCCAGACAGGUAACCAGUCAACCAUCCAGUCAGUAAAUCAGUCAGUCAUUCAGUAUUAUUUAUCAGCUAGUCAUUCACACCGGCAGUGAAUCAGUCAGACAGUAUGAAGUGUCUGUUAGCUGGUCAGUCAGUAUUAACCCAGUGCCACUGUGUUCUUGGCCCCGCCUUGGAAGCCAACCGUAAUUCAUUUACCAUGACAGGAUGUGGAGCAGCUUACAAUCUCCUUCUGUGUUUUCCUUUCUUUCUCUUUUCCCCCAUUCUUUUCCCCCUUUUAUUACCACUAAUACUAUUCAUUUAUCCCAGUCAGAGGUCAGUAUUAAGAACUUCUUUUGUGCAUUACUUAGAACAGUACAUUAACAUAUUAGGAACUGUGUGUGUGACAGAGAGGGGGAGAGACAGACAGUCCAGCAGAGAGGAAGAAAACAUGCACACAAGUUGUAAUGAUAGUAUAUUAUUCAAUUAUGUGAUGGAAAGUGACCCCAAUACUGUGCAAUAGAUAAAAUGUGCAGAUGGGAACGGAGCAGGAUUCCCUGGCUCCUUCACCAACCCAUAUUGCACUGUUUUUUUUUUUUUUUGCAGUCUAUCUGAACAUGGUCUUAAAUAUAUAAACUUUGUAUAUCCAUACUUCUUGAAAGCCCAACAACCAAAAAACAGCCUGAAAUUCUGCACAGUGAGAAGAAUCACUCCUCCUUUUUCAGUACAUGAUUUUUUUUUUUUUUUUUUUUUUUUUUUUUUUUUAAUUAUCACCAGAAUCAACAGUUUUGCUCAGGAGUGUUUCCAUGUUUCCAGCAGAUUCCUGUUUCCUGUAGUAUUAGAAAAACACCAGUAGUCAGUUGGUUGUCAGUCAGGCCCAAAGCUGUAGGCAGAGACCCAUCAGACUUGUGUGGUGUUUCCAUAUUUCACUGUGAUCAACUGUCAGCAGUCAAGAACCUAUGCAGUAUCUCCCGAUGGCUCGCUCUCACAUUCCAAAGAUGAUCAUGUUAAAAACAACAAUUUCAGAAAACAUUACAGUGUACAGUGUGUUACAUUGAAAGAUAAAUUUAACCAUCAAUAUUGUCAGUGCUUUGCAGAACUUAUUUUACAAAAACUGACAGUUCAUGUAUUACAAAAUGUUAGGAGUGUAUUACAUUACACUGUAUGAACUUUUUAUCAUCAGUCCCAAUGCCUUGUGGAAAGAACAGUUUGCUGUAUACCAGUGACAUCUGUGGACUAAUUUACCAAGCUGAAUAUACAGCCGUCAACACCAUCCUCCACUGCGACUACUGCAUGUCCUGUGAUUUUGUCACUGUCGACUGUGAUAUCACCACUGCUUAUAGUGAUAGUGAUGUCAUCUCAACGCACUCCAGCAUCACCACUGCUUACUGUGAUCCUGCGUCACCGCGUGGCUGCUUCUUGUGACAUCACCCAGGCGUGCAGCAACAUCUUUUCAGUGCGCUCUGGCGCACCCGCAGUUCACUGUGAUGUCACAUUUUGCACACAGCGAUGUUAUCACUACUUAGUGCGAUGUGACGACUGUGCGCUCUGACUCUACCACUUCUCACUGUGACAUCACCCGACUAUCCAGAAACCAGUCAGAGUUUGUCCAGGGUGCACCGUGGCUGCCAUGUUGCUACCUCCUCUCUGGGAAUAAGACCUGUCGACUCCAACUGUGCAAUUAUGAUUUCCUUAACUGAUUAGAUGGCCAACAGUUGGCAUGUAGUCACAUGCAGCUUUGAAAAGACCAUGCAGCAGGAUUUUGAGCUAACAGGGCUACAGCUGAAAGCUACAGUGGGUAAAGUUGUAAAGGAGUAGCCCUGUUCAAUUGUGUUUGGGUCAAUGUAUUGUGGGAUGCAUCAGCUAGGUUGUUGUCUUGAUAAUCAGUCAAAAUUCUUCAGACAUUCAUUACUCUCAUAUGGUGAGUUUCCCUAGUCACGAUACCAAAUACCUUCCAGUUCACUGUUAUCAAUAGUUUGAAUGUUGUAUUUUUCAGUCUAAUGGUGGGUGAUUUCUGUGAAUGAGUAUUACUAAAUAAAUUAUCUUGAAGUAA